GGUCGAGCGCAGUCCGGAAGUGCCCGCCAUGAGCAAGCGCCAGCAGUCCAUCAUGUCGUUCUUCGGCUCCAAGCCCGCGGGGGACGAGCCGGCCGAGUCGCCCAAGGCCAAGCCGACGCCGGCAACGCCCGAGGCCAAGCAGCCAUCAACGAAAAAACCGGCGCCAAAGAAGGCGACGCCCGCCAAAGAAGAGGCGGCGCCCAGGAAGAAAAAGGCGGGCGAAGCAUCCGCGGCGCCGGGUCUCCAAGCCAGCCUCGGUCACAUCGACGACGAUGACGACGACGAUGAUGACGACGAUCCGUUUGCGACUAAGAAGACGCCUGCAAAGAAGCCGGUCGUCGAGUCGGACGACGAGCAAGAAGACGAGACGAUGGGCGCACACGAGGACGAAGAUGUUGCUGCUGAUAACGUCGAGUCAGAUGAUGGCGUCAAAGCGCCGGAAGCCUCGGCGCCCAAGACGGCAACGACACCGAAGAAGGCAACGACUCCGAAGAAGGUGACAACCCCCAAGAAGACUGCAACGACCAAGACUGCAACGCCCAAGAGGGCAACAACACCCAAGAAGGAGCCUACGUCCAAGGAGCCAAAGCCGGCAGACGACACGACCGACAAAAAACCGGCCGACGAGCUCUCGAGCGGAUUCUUUGCCAAGAAGACCGAGACGCCCAAGAAGGAGUCCGCGGCAACGCCAGCCAAAGCCACGUCGACGGCCACCAUGGUACAAGGAAAGGAAAAGGACCCGACGAAGCGCGGCGGCUGGAAAGCUGGUGAUGCCGUCCCGUAUGCUGCGCUUGCGCGUGUGUUUGCUCUUAUCGAAGAAACCUCUGGCCGCCUCGUCAUCCAGGACACCUUGGCCGACUUUCUUCGUAGCGUGAUUGAGCUCACGCCGUCCGAGCUCGUGCCGUGCAUUUACCUCUGCGUCUGCACCGAGCUCGCGCCGGCGUACGAGAACGUCCAAAUUGGCAUCGGCGAUGCGAUUCUCAUCAAGUCGAUUGGCGAAGCCACGGGCACGAACGCCAAGUUUGUCAAAGAACUCUAUCAGAAGGAAGGCGACCUCGGCAAGGUCGCGCUCAACGCCCGCUCCAAGCAGAGCACACUCUUUACGUUCCAAAAGCCCAAGCUCCUCUCGGUGCAGAACGUCUACUCGGACAUGGUCAAGAUUGCCCGCAUGGCAGGCAACAACUCGCAAGCGAGCAAGUGCUCGAUCAUCAAGUCGCUCCUCGUACGCUGCGACAAGGCGUCCGAAGAGGCCAAGUACGUCAUUCGCGGCCUCCAAGGCAAGCUGCGCAUUGGCCUCGCUGGCCAAUCGAUCCUCAUGGCCCUCACGCAAGCCUUUCUCCACCCCAAAGAAGCCAACGACAAAAUCAAGCAAGCGGAAGCGCUCAAGUGCGUCAAGCGCGCGUUCUCGGAAUUUCCCAACUACGAAACGCUCGCACAAGCGCUGCUGACGAUCUAUGAUCGCGAGAACGGCGGGAAGGGCCUCCACGCACCGCAGUUUGAGGAGCUUGCAGCCAUGUGCCACCUAACGCCGGGUGUGCCCGUCUCGCCAAUGCUCGCGCGGCCGACCAAGUCGUACGCCAUGGUCCUCGAUCGGUUCCAGGACCAGCCAUUCACGUGCGAGUACAAGUACGACGGCGAGCGCGCGCAGAUCCACAUCCUCGAGUCGGGCGAGAUUAGCAUCUUCUCGCGCAACUUUGAAAACAGUACCGAGCGCUUUCCCGACGUCAAGCUCAGCAUCCUCAAGGCGGCGAGAAAGAACAACGUGACGAGCUGCAUCGUCGACGCCGAGGUCGUCGCUGUCGACAAGACGACGAACCAGCGUCUUCCGUUCCAAGUGCUCAGUACCCGCUCCCGCAAGAACGUUGUCUUGAGCGACAUCAAAGUCCAAGUCUGCAUUUACGCAUUUGACGUGAUUUACCUCAACGGCGAAUCGCUGCUCAAGGAGCCGCUGCGGAAGCGCCGCGAGAUCCUCGAGACCAUGUUUGAGAUCGAAGAUGGCUCAUUCGAGCUCGCAACGUCGCUCAACGUCACCAACACAAAGGAAGACGACAUGGAGACGACCGUCGAGAUCGUGCGCAACUUCCUCGAGGAAGCUGUGAAAGGCAACUGCGAGGGCCUCAUGGUCAAGACCCUCGAGCAAGAAGCCACAUACGAGCCGGCGAACCGGUCCCACAAGUGGCUGAAGCUCAAGAAGGACUAUCUCGAUGGCAUCGGCGACUCGACCGACCUCGUGCCCGUCGGCGCCUUCUACGGCAAGGGCAAACGCACGGGUGUCUACGGCGCGUACCUCCUCGCGUGCUACGACCCCGAGACCGAGAUGUACCAGUGCAUCACCAAGCUCGGGACGGGUCUCUCGGACGAGGUCCUCCAGCAGUUUUACACGCAGUUCAAGGACAAGACGAUCGACAAGCCGCGGAACGACUAUGAGAUCAACGACGCGAUCAAACCCGACGUGUGGUUCGAGCCGAGCACUGUGUGGGAGAUCCUCGGCGCCGACCUCUCGAUCUCGCCCAAGUACACGGCCGCGAUCGGCCACGUCGCCAAGGACAAGGGCAUCUCGCUGCGCUUCCCGCGCUUCAUUCGGCUGCGCGAAGACAAGAGAACGACGCAAGCCACGACGGCCGCCCAGAUCGCCGACUUGUACCGCGCGCAGGGCCUCAACACGACCAACGACGGCGACAACGACGACGACGACCUCUUGUAG
Messenger RNA from Saprolegnia parasitica CBS 223.65, 2704 nucleotides. RefSeq lists its product as hypothetical. The transcript has 12 exons. The record is from RefSeq and is a predicted model, not a curated record. Gene Ontology annotation, molecular function: DNA binding; DNA ligase (ATP) activity; ATP binding. Lineage: Eukaryota; Oomycota; Saprolegniomycetes; Saprolegniales; Saprolegniaceae. Gene Ontology annotation, biological process: lagging strand elongation; DNA biosynthetic process; DNA repair. Gene Ontology annotation, cellular component: nucleus; mitochondrion. The coding region runs from base 29 to 2704 and encodes 891 amino acids.